Cheilinus undulatus (humphead wrasse) is the source of this 1298-nucleotide messenger RNA. RefSeq names its product zebrafish testis-expressed 38 (gene zte38). Lineage: Eukaryota; Metazoa; Chordata; Actinopteri; Labriformes; Labridae. The record is from RefSeq and is a predicted model, not a curated record. The transcript is spliced from 12 exons. Bases 124 to 1050 code for a protein of 308 amino acids.
GGAGACAAGGUGCGCUUUUUAAAACAGCGUUUAAGAGUUAGUCUCUAUUUUUAGCUUGUUGGCUUUGAUUAAUUCAUCCUUAGCAUUUAAAUUAUUUGCUAACAAUCAACAACGCAGGAGAAAAUGGCCUCCGCAGAGGUGUGUGUGAGGAAGAGCAAGGAGGAAGUUGCUGAGUGGACAGGAUUGUUCCAGAGUGACUUGAAAACCGAAGAAGAAUCACUGGUGUUUGUCAAGAGGAUGGUGGCUGUGGCGGUGUCCUCCAUCACCUACCUCAGAGGGAUUUUUCCAGAAGAUUCCUACAAAUCCAGAUACCUGGAAGACUUGUGCAUUAAAGUUCUGCGUGAAGACCGCAACACACCUGGUGCCAGCAAAGUUGUGAAAUGGAUCAUGGGCUCCUUUGAUGCACUGGAGAGGCAGUAUCUCCAGAUUGUAUUCAUUGGGGUGUACACCAAUCCAGAUGAACCUAAUUGCAUUGUUGAGUCGUACCAGUUUAAAUUCAAAUACACAAAAAAGGGUCCGAAGAUGGACAUACUCAGGAACAAUGAUGAGGAAAUGAAGGUGACUCUGGAGGACACCAAGAGAGCCUCGGUGUUGCUCAUCAGGAAGCUCUUCCUGCUCAUGCAGAACCUGGGGGCCCUCCCCAACAAUGUCUACCUUACCAUGAAGCUCUACUACUAUGAUAUCACCCCUGCAGACUACCAGCCGCCCGGCUUUAAAGAGGGUGAAUGCGACAGCCUCUGGUUUGAAGGCACGGCCAUGCACUUCAAGGUGGGUGAUGUACAGACAGCCUUCCACACCUUGAGAAUGCGAGUGUCGGCGGAAAAAGGCAGGCUGGAGAAGCUGCAAGAGGGGAACCACCUGAGGGAGAUCAAGCAGGGUCCUCAGAAAAAUCCUCCAAGGAAAGAAAUCACCAAGGAUCAUCAGAAGAUAUAUGAGGAAGAGGACUUGCCUUCUGAAGAUGAGUCUGCACAGUUCAAGAAGCCUUCAAGACCUCUGGCAAAGAGAAACAAGACAGGAAAACAUCUGGUUAAGAAGAGGAGAAGAAAUUAGCUGUGAGGCUAUGAAAAAACAAGCUGUUCUUCAUUUUUAUUGAACACCGUUCAUGGUUAUGUUAAAAUUAAUUUGAUGUGAAAAUAUUUAUCUAUUUGAAACGUGUUACUCUCACAGUUCUUAUGGAAAUAGCACUAAAAAAAGUGUGCUUGAAAUGUACAAUCUGUAUGAUGAAGAUCAAUCUAAUGUUCAAAGUGAUUCAUUUUUAGUAUUUUGUGUAUAAAAAUAAAAAUAUGCUGGUUAGUAAA